CUCAUGUUGUGUUUCUCUUCAUUUUUUUAGUUUCUUAAUUAGUCUCUUUCUCUCUCUCUCUCUUCUCUCUCCUUCCUCUCUCAUAUUUGUACAAUUGUGAUUAACAUUCAACCGAUAUUUUUGAUUCUGUUUUAAUUCACUUUAAUCAUGGUUAGUACAUUCGAUGUAACUGAAACUAAGCCCGAUGAUUUAUCACCUAAAAGGUUGUGCCUUGUCUGUGGUGAUACUGCUUCUGGCUUCCAUUACGGAGUUGCCUCUUGUGAAGCUUGUAAGGCUUUUUUCAAGAGAACUAUUCAAGGAAACAUCGAAUACACUUGUCCAGCACAAAGUGACUGUGAGAUAAACAAAAGACGACGUAAAGCAUGUCAAGCCUGCCGAUUUCAAAAAUGCCUUCGAAUGGGUAUGCUCAAGGAAGGGGUUAGAUUAGAUAGAGUGAGAGGAGGAAGACAAAAGUACCGACGGAAUGCAGAAAGUCCAUAUGCUGUUGCCACUUUACCUCCGAAAAAUACUACACUAGAGGAAAACAAAUUUGUCACUGCUUUAAUCUGUUGUGAACCUGAAACUCUGCUGGUCAGUGACUCAACUUAUAAAGAUCGAUGGACUGCCUAUUCGAAAUCACCGAGUGAUAAAACUGUUUGUAUAUUAGGAGAUCUGGUUGAUCGUGAAUUGGUGGCGACAAUUGUUUGGGCCAAACAAAUACCUGGUUUCUCAGAUCUUGCUCUCAAUGAUCAAAUGAAAUUGUUGCAAAAUAGUUGGGCCGAGAUACUUUCGCUUUCCUUGGCUUACAGGACUCACCAGCAUUUCUCAUCAUCAUGCUAUUCUGCUUCCAUGCCUUUAAAGCAGCUCAUUUUCGCCAGUGAUUUUGUGAUGGAUGAAACACAAUCUAAACAAGCCAAAGCGGAAGAAAUGUUCAACUCAUGUGUUAAACUGGUCAAACGAUUGAAUCAAUUACGUAUAGCGAAAGAAGAAUAUCUUGUCCUUAAGGCUCUUCUCUUGACAAAUGUUGAUAUUCAACUUGAGAAUAGUCAAUCAGUGCAAAAGCUUCGAGAUACUUUGUUAAUUGCCUUACAAGAAUGUGUUUCAGCUCUUCGACCAUACAACUCAGUUCAUCACUUAAGUCAAUUGUUGUUAUGUUUACCCUUAUUGAGACAAAUCGACGGAGUAACUCGGCGUUUCUGGAAUGGAAUCAAAUUAGAGGGAAGAGUACAAAUGAACAAACUAUUCCUCGAGAUGCUCGAAGCCAAUUUGGUCCGGUAGUCGAUGACAAUAAUCAAUCUACUCUCUAAGUUACCUGUUACUAUUAAGAUUAUUGCCAUAUUUUUGUUAAUAAUAUGAAAAAAAUCCUUUUUUGUUUUCUUUUGUUUUCUUUUUUUCCCUCUAAUUAAGUGCAAUCUAAUUAGAGGAAAAGAUUUAAAACCGAUAAACCAUUUGAACUAUUUACUAUUUAAUCUUGUUGACCCACAAAAUCCAAAAAAUUAAAUUCAGAGAGAUUGAGGAGAGAUUGAAAAAGAUGAUCAAGUUUUAACUAAUUAACUGUCAGAAUAGUUAAGCGUACACACAAUUAAUUGUGAUCUUGGAUUUUAGAUGAUUACGAUCUCUCCUUUUUCAAGCUCAUCUCGUCACAAAUUGAAAACCUCAUCACCUCAUCAACUCAUCUAUAUAAUUAUCGCUUUCUCAUCAUCAUCAUCAUCAUCUUCAUCUUCAUCAUCGUCAUCACCAAAAUUAACAAUUAGGAUACAAUAAUUAGACAUUUUGAAAAAACAAAAGGAAUGGUCAAAACAUUGGAUUACAAAACAACAAAUAGCAAUUGGAUUGACAGGAUACAUUGAGAAUGUGCAUUUAGGAUUCAAUAGCAAGAUGAUACAAUUGUUACCAUGAAUAUCAUGAUGAUCGUCAUUCUUGUAAAAUCUUCAACGACAAUUUGUCUUCUCAUCAUCUUCAUUAUCAUCUUCUCAUCAUCCUCUUCUUUAUUUUCACAAUCAAAAGCGUAACUGUUAUAAAAAUAGACACUAUUUAAGAGGAAAUUAAACUUCAUCAACUUCGGCUUUUUCUA
Molecule: messenger RNA, 2053 nt
Organism: Panonychus citri (citrus red mite)
Lineage: Eukaryota; Metazoa; Arthropoda; Arachnida; Trombidiformes; Tetranychidae
Gene: ERR
Product: steroid hormone receptor ERR2-like
Exons: 5
Coding region: 148-1257 (369 amino acids)
Biological process (GO): regulation of DNA-templated transcription
Molecular function (GO): zinc ion binding; DNA-binding transcription factor activity; sequence-specific DNA binding
Source: RefSeq, a predicted model, not a curated record